Molecule: messenger RNA, 844 nt
Organism: Meloidogyne enterolobii
Lineage: Eukaryota; Metazoa; Nematoda; Chromadorea; Rhabditida; Meloidogynidae
Source: the annotation of a GenBank genome assembly
AUGGCACAACUACACAAUUUAUCUCCACAAAUCCCAAUUGAAAGGCUUUAUCAAGAAACUAAUGAAUUUAGCAAUAAACUUUUAGAAAUUGGAAGGAAAAGAGGAAAAAGAGGAAUUUCCUCUUUAAAUAAAGAAAAACAACAAUUAAAUAUUCAACAAAAUUGGACAUUUGUUAAUUCGAUUUUGUUUGCAAUUUCUUUAAUUUCGAGAAUUGGAUAUGGACAUUUGGUCCCAUUAACACCAACAGGAAAAACUUUAAUUUUUCCCUUUGCAAUUUUUGGAAUUCCUCUUUUUAUUUUGCUUGUUGCCGAUUUGGCCAAAACCUUUUCAUUAUUGUUUAAUUGGAUUUGUAGAAUAUUUGCUAAUUGUUGGAGAAAAUUUAGAAAACGGUUAAGUCCUUCUCAAGCAAAAGAAAUUAAAUUGAAUGGAAAGAAUGCUUUGAAAAAAGAAUCCCCUAAAAACUGUUGUGGUCAAAAAUCACCAAUUGCUACUACUUGCUCCAACAAAAGCGAAAAAACAAUUAAAUCACAAAAUAAUUCUCAACCGGAAAAUGAAUCAAAAAUAUUUUUAUUUUUGUUAUUUUUAUUAAUUUGGAGUAUUUUGUCUUUUAUUUAUUUAUUUUUGGAAAAUUGGAAUAUUUUGGAUUGUUUUUAUUUUGUUUUUGUUACAAUUUGUUCUGUUGGUUUUGGAGAUUUUGCACCUAACACUUUAAUUUCUACAUUUUUUACAAUUUUUAUUAUUAUUCCGAGUUUUGCUUUGUAAGUUUUAUUUUUAACUACACCUUAACCUCAUUUUUAUAUUCACCUUUGGAGACGGCAAGAUCGUACCUUAUACUGGAGUGUGU